Messenger RNA from Puccinia triticina, 642 nucleotides. RefSeq lists its product as uncharacterized. The transcript is spliced from 4 exons. Lineage: Eukaryota; Fungi; Basidiomycota; Pucciniomycetes; Pucciniales; Pucciniaceae. The record is from RefSeq and is a predicted model, not a curated record. The coding region runs from base 1 to 642 and encodes 213 amino acids.
AUGUACGACCAAUUGAUGGCCCAGCCACUCCCGAUCCCACCCAAACCCGCCUCUGCUCAAGCAGCGGCUGCUGCUGCCCCCGGAAGUGGAGCUCAAGACAAACCUCCUGCCUGGUUUUACAUCAAGGCUCGAAAUACCCCUAGUCUCACAUCAAGGCUCGAAAUGUUUUUACCGAGACAACAACGUUUGCCGGCACUCCCUCCUCCCGCGGCUGAACCCCCAACAAAUCUCGAUAUCGCCAGUCAGCUCAGCCACCUGCGCGACAUUUGCCGCUGGGAUUUCAGGAUCGACGCCACUCGACUGGGAGUUACGGCAACAACCUUGGCUAGAACUGUCAUUCGGAUGAUUGGGUUUGAAGAUGCUCUUGCAGCCCUGCCACCUGCCAUCCAGGUUGUCAUCCAAGCCUUUCAACAAAAUAUGCAGGCUCAACAUGAAGAUUUGCAGGCUCAACAUGAAGAAACCCGCCGCCUCAUCAACACCCGGCUGGAUGAUCUUGACGGCCGACUUGCUACCCUGAAUGCCGAAAUUGCAUCUCUGAAGGAUGCUGCAAACAGCCACCUUCAAGAGACCAUUGAGAUCAACACUCAGACCCAACGACGAUUGCGGGGACGUGGCGGUCCUCGCCGAGGCCGCGGAGCUUGA